GUCAUGGAGGACAAUCACCGGAAUGUGGCCUCUCUGGAGGCAGAUGGUCCCAAGAACAAGUCUGAGGGGGAACCACAGCAGGUCCCAUUGGAAGGAAAAAAUCAGAGAUGGAUCAAUUGCCCUGUGUGUGGAAAAACAUUCAUUUAUCAAAAAGUGUUUGAUAUACACUGGAGAAUCCACACAGGGGAGAAACCAUAUAAAUGCUUGGAAUGUGGAAAGGGCUUUGCUCAGAGUGCCCACCUUACUGUCCAUCAGCGGACACACACUGGGGAGAAACCAUAUAAUUGCUUGGUGUGUGGAAAGCGCUACGCACGGAGUGGCACACUUAAUAUUCAUCAACGAAUUCACACAGAAGGACUUCUGGUUCCCAAACCUGGUUCUACUUCUUCCCUGCAAGGAAACAGAAAUCCGUUUUUCCAGGACCAAGAAGAAAGAAUGAGAUUGGCUGAUGCAAAUGGUCCCCAGAACGAGUUGGAGGGAGAACUACAGCAGCUCUCAUUGGAAAGAAAUAAGCAGAGAGGAGACGCCGAAAUGAAACAAAAGAGGAGGAAUGAAUCCCAGGAGAUCCUGCUAUACCAUGGAAGAAUCGAUUGUCCUGUGUGUGGAAAAACAUUCACUUAUCAAUCGGUAUUUGAUACACACUGGAGAAUCCACACUGGGGAGAAACCACAUAAAUGUAUGGAGUGUGGAAAGAGCUUUGUUCAGAAGGCACAUCUUAUGCAACACCAAGCAAUACAUACAGGGGACAAACCACAUAAAUGCUUUCAGUGUGGGAGGAGUUUUUCUCGGAGCAACACCCUUACUGCUCAUCAACGAAUACACACUGGGGAGAAACCAUAUACAUGCUUGGAGUGUGGAAAGAGCUUUGCUAGGAGUAUAGCCCUUACAGACCAUCGGCGAACCCAUACUGGGGAGAGACCAUAUAAAUGUUUGGAGUGUGGAAAGAGCUUUGCUCAGAGAGGUAAUCUUACUGCUCAUCGACGUAUCCACACUGCAGAGAAACCAUAUAAAUGCUUGGAGUGUGGAAAGAGCUUUGCUCGGAAUACAGAGCUGACUACCCAUCGACGUGUCCACCAAGGGGAGAAACCAUAUAAAUGCCUGGAAUGUGGGAAGACCUUUGUUGCGAGUCCAGGCCUUAUAGUCCAUCAACGAAUCCACACAGGGGAGAAACCAUAUAAAUGCUUGGAGUGUGGAAAGAGCUUUGCUCGGAAUACAGAGCUGACUACCCAUCGACGUGUCCACCAAGGGGAGAAACCAUAUAAAUGCCUGGAAUGUGGAAAGUCCUUUGUUGCGAAGAGUACAUUUGAUACACACUGGAGAAUCCACACUGGGGAGAAACCACAUAAAUGUUUGGAGUGCGGAAAGACUUUUGUUCAGAAGGCACAUCUUAUGCAACACCAAAGAAUUCACACAGGGGACAAACCUCAUAAAUGCUUUCAGUGUGGGAAGAGCUUUGCUCGGAGUGCCAGCCUUACUGCUCAUCAACGAAUCCACACUGGGGAGAAACCAUAUAUAUGCUUGGAGUGCGGAAAGAGCUUUGCUCGGAGUUCAGCCCUUACUGACCAUCGGCGAAUCCACUCAGGGGAGAAACCAUAUAAAUGCUUGGAGUGUGGAAAGAGCUUUGCUCAGAGAGGUAAUCUUACUGCCCAUCAACGGAUCCACACUGCAGAGAAACCAUAUAAAUGCCUGGAGUGUGGAAAGAGCUUUGCUCGGAAUACAGACCUUAUUGUCCAUCAGCGAAUACACGCAGGUGAAAAAUAUAAAUGCUUGGAAUGUGGAAAGACGUUUUCCCGGAGUUCAGGCCUUAUUGUCCAUCGACGAAUCCACACAGGGGAGAAACCAUAUAAAUGCCUGGAAUGUGGGAAGUCCUUUAUAAAUAGGGACCACUUCGCUAUUCAUCAACGAAUCCACACUGGGGAGAAACCAUACGAAUGCUUGGAGUGUGGAAAGAGCUUUGCUCGGAGUUCACAGCUUACUAACCAUCGACGAAUCCACACUGGGGAGAAACCAUAUAAAUGCUUGGAGUGUGGAAAGAGCUUCGCUUGGAUAUCACAGCUUACUAACCAUCGAAGAAUGCACAAAGGGGAGAAACCAUAUAAAUGCUUGCACUGUGAAAAGAGCUUUGUUCAGAGUUCAGACCUUACUAUCCAUCAACGUAUCCACACUGGGAAGAAACCAUAUAAAUGCUUGGAGUGUGGAAAGAGCUUUGCUCGGAGUUCAGACUUCACAAAACAUCAACGUAUCCACACAGGGGAGAAGCCAUAUAAAUGCCUGCAGUGUGGAAAGAACUUUGCUCAGAUAUCACAGCUUACAAACCAUCAACGAAUCCACACAGGGGAGAAACCAUAUAAAUGCCUGCAGUGUGGAAAGAGCUUUGCUCAGAGAUCACAGCUUACUGUCCAUCAACGUAUCCACACAGGGGAGAAGCCAUAUAAAUGCCUGCAGUGUGGAAAGAGCUUUGCUCAGAUAUCACAGCUUACUAUCCAUCAACGUAUCCACACUGGGGAGAAACCAUAUAAAUGCCUGCAGUGUGGAAAGAGAUUUGCUCAGAGUUCACAGCUUACAAACCAUCAACGAAUCCACACUACGGAGAACUCAUACAAGUGCAUGGAUUGUGGGAAGAUCUUUCCUUGGAUAACAGCGUUCACUCUCCAUCGACUAAUUCACACUGGGUAGAAACUAUAUAAAUGCUUGGAUGGUGGAAAGAGCUUUGCUCAAAAGGCAUAAUUUAUGCUACCCCAAAUAAUUCUUAUAAGGGAGAAACCAUAUAAAUGUUAAGCCAUGCUUUGCAUCCAAGAAUUCGCACAGGGGGAAAACAGUACAAAUAUUUUCAGUGCUGGAAGAUCUUCAGCCUAACCCCCUACCUUACUGGAAAUCAUCAUAUGUGCUAAAUC
This is a messenger RNA of Gekko japonicus, 2894 nucleotides long. Its product is annotated as zinc finger protein 420-like. The record is from RefSeq and is a predicted model, not a curated record. Gene Ontology annotation, molecular function: DNA-binding transcription factor activity; RNA polymerase II cis-regulatory region sequence-specific DNA binding. Bases 4 to 2676 code for a protein of 890 amino acids. Gene Ontology annotation, biological process: regulation of transcription by RNA polymerase II. The transcript is spliced from 9 exons. Lineage: Eukaryota; Metazoa; Chordata; Lepidosauria; Squamata; Gekkonidae.